Mucor mucedo is the source of this 1563-nucleotide messenger RNA. Its product is annotated as DNA repair metallo-beta-lactamase-domain-containing protein. Gene Ontology annotation, molecular function: damaged DNA binding; 5'-3' DNA exonuclease activity. Bases 1 to 1563 code for a protein of 520 amino acids. NCBI's taxonomy places the organism in Eukaryota, Fungi, Mucoromycota, Mucoromycetes, Mucorales, Mucoraceae. The transcript has 4 exons. Gene Ontology annotation, biological process: protection from non-homologous end joining at telomere; double-strand break repair via nonhomologous end joining; interstrand cross-link repair. The record is from RefSeq and is a predicted model, not a curated record.
AUGAUAGAGAAUGUUGUGACAGAGGACUAUCCGAUAGAAAACGAUGUUCAUGAUUUGUACCAGAUAGAAAAUUUCAAGACGAUUUUAGAGGAAAAGGGUAAAGAGAGAGAGGACAGUGUCAAAUUAGAAGAUGUGACUUCAUCUGGUGUAGUACAGCAUAAUAAUGAAAGUACUGUUAAGGCCGCAUCAGGGCUUAGUAGGAUACUACCAUCAUCUUGGAAAAGUUUAUUCUCAUCAUCAAGUACAGUGGUUACACCUUUGUCACAAAGAAGCACGAACAACGCAUUGAAUCCACCCAUUAGCAAACAGCGACCGUGUCCAUUUUACAAACGUGUGCGAGACACUCGAUUUACGGUGGAUGCAUUUAAUUUUGGAAAGAUAUCUGACUGUGAUGGAUAUUUUUUAACACAUUAUCACUCUGAUCAUUACGGUGGUUUAAAAUCCAAAUGGUCUCAUGGGCCGAUCUAUUGCUCACAAGUGACAGCGAAUCUUGUGAAACAGGAACUAGGCGUGGAUCGUCGUUAUGUUCACCCUUUACCCAUGAAUGAACUUUAUCCUAUUCCCGGUUCCAAUGUGACGAUUGCUUUAAUCGACGCUAACCAUUGUCCAGGCUCUGUUUUAUUUCUAUUUAUUGUAAAAAUGCCGGAUGGCUCUCAAGUGCGCCAUUUACAUACGGGGGAUUUUAGAGCAUCCCCUCGUAUGUGUUUACAUCCUCUCAUACGUCAACCUGACAAUCCACCCAUCAAUUGCUUAUAUCUAGAUACCACUUAUUUAAAUCCUCAGUAUGCUUUUCCUGCUCAAGAAGAAUGUAUCCAUGCCGUAUGUGAGUUAGUGAAGCGAGAGUUGAAUCCUGAAAAAGAAAUAGAGACAAAGAAAGCUUCCUUAUUAGAUAAUUGGAUAAAAAAAACCCCUGAUCCCAUGAAUCUCUUAAAUCCAUCAAGUACUCCGAAUAAAUCACGAGUGUUGAUUGUUGUAGGCACAUAUACAAUCGGGAAAGAGCGAGUCUUUUUUAAUAUUGCUAAAAUGUUAAAGUGCAAAAUAUACGCCUCACCUAAAAAAGCCAAGAUCUUACUGUGCCAAGAAGAUGAAGAGUUAAAGUCCAUGAUGACUAGUAAUCCAAUGGAAGCACAAGUGCAUGUUGGGUUUUUGAGAGAUAUCCGUGGUGAUAUCAUGUCAAAUUAUUUAAGAGAUCACCAGACCCAUUUUGAUUCUUUAAUUGCAUUUAAACCUACGGGGUGGACGUAUAAGUCGAGUAGCUCACAAACAUCGGACAUGAAAUUAGCACCCCUAAGUCACAUCAUCCUACCGCCAUCUGAUCGAACCCUUCACAUUUCACCAUAUUACGAUCGAGGCAACAUCAAGUUGUUUGGUGUACCUUAUUCAGAACAUUCUAGCUUUAGAGAACUAGCUUCAUUUAUUGCUAGUCUCAAGAUCUUUCAUAUCAUACCCACUGUCAAUAUCAACCAAUUACAGUCCAUGAAAAACUAUUUUGAUAAAUGGGAGGAAGAAAAAUUAAGCAAACGAAUAGAGGUAGUUGCUUAUCCCAGUCUUAAUCACUGGUAG